AGUGACCAGGUCCUGAAAGUACGCAGCGUACUGGUUGGCGCGGGGCUUAGUGUGGCUAUCUUUGAUAAGUUUUUGAGGCUGUCGGGGUCUGCUAGGAAGGUAUGGAUUGGGGAUGUGGAAGUGUUUACUUUUGAAGGAAUACCUGCUCCUUGUUUAUGGGUGCGAUUCACGUCGGUAACAGUGUUGAACUUGGCCUCCAUGGACGUGGUCUACGUAACCAUCUUUGUCCAGAAAUUCCACGAUGUCUGGAGUCCGGCCGUGCAGCUCCUCAUCAUCGUCGCCCUGCUCUACGUCCUCAUCGGACCCUCGGCCUUUGUCAGCCUCGCAUCAAUGAUCCUCCUCUUCCUCUUCCAAAGUCAAGCUGUCAAGUCUACCAGCGCAGGAAUCAAGAAAUAUAUCAGCCUCAACGAUCAGCGGAUAGACAAAUCGGAGAUAUGCUGUACAGCAUCAGCGCCGUCAAGCUUCACGUGCUCGAGGUGCCCCUCCUGCAAAAGAUCGCGGUGGUUCGGGCUUCGCAGCUGAAAGCGCUCAGAAAGUACCUCAUACCGGCUUUCUGCUAUUUCACCUCCGUUAACCAGAGCAUCCCGAGCUUCAUGGCCUUGACGGCGUUCGCGACGCAUUCCUUGCUUGGGAACGAGUUCUCGAACUCGACCGUGUGCCCCGCGCUCACUCUGUUCAAUAUGAUCUGCGCGCCCGCUUUCAAGUUGACGCUGGUUGAACCGCGUUCUGAACGUGCGGCCGUCGCUGGAAGGGAUCUAUGCGUUUAUGACUGCGCCGGAAGUCUCGCUGAAGGAUGCCGAUCGGACGGGCGCAAGCCCGCUGGCUGUAGAUGUUGCUAAUGUACCCUUUGCGUUUGAGGCAUAAACGGACGCACGCAAAACAUCUGGCACGAGCGACAAGUCGAAAUCGUGGACGACAAGGAGAUUAGUGCUGAUGCGGACACGAGCAAAUCUGCAUUCUCCCUGCAAGUCGAUCAGCUCCGAAUCCCCACCGGAUCGCUUACAAUCGUGGUGGGGCUUGUCGGCAGCGGCAAAUCCUGCCUCCUAGCAGGCC
Fimicolochytrium jonesii is the source of this 1053-nucleotide messenger RNA. RefSeq lists its product as uncharacterized. Gene Ontology annotation, cellular component: membrane. Gene Ontology annotation, molecular function: ATP binding. The record is from RefSeq and is a predicted model, not a curated record. The coding region runs from base 156 to 839 and encodes 227 amino acids. The transcript has a single exon. NCBI's taxonomy places the organism in Eukaryota, Fungi, Chytridiomycota, Chytridiomycetes, Spizellomycetales, Powellomycetaceae.